Molecule: messenger RNA, 2106 nt
Organism: Ostreobium quekettii
Lineage: Eukaryota; Viridiplantae; Chlorophyta; Ulvophyceae; Bryopsidales; Ostreobiaceae
Source: the annotation of a GenBank genome assembly
UGCACCGACAUCAAGUAUGGGAAGCGUGUCCAUGUGCUUCCUAUCGACGACACUAUCGAGGGGCUCACAGGCAACCUGUUUGACACCUACCUGAAGCCCUACUUCCUUGAGGCCUACCGACCAGUUCGCAAGAAUGACACCUUCCUUGUGCGGGGAGGCAUGCGAAGCAUCGAAUUCAAGGUGGUGGAGACAGAUCCUGGCGAGUAUUGCAUCGUUGCUCCUGACACAGCAAUUUACUGUGAGGGCGACCCCAUCAAGCGGGAAGAUGAGGAGAAGCUUGAUGACGUUGGCUAUGACGACGUGGGAGGGCUUCGCAAGCAAAUGGCACAGAUUCGUGAGCUGGUCGAGCUGCCACUAAGGCACCCACAGCUGUUCAAGACCAUUGGUGUUAAACCACCAAAGGGCAUUCUGUUGUACGGACCCCCAGGUUCCGGGAAGACCCUCAUUGCUCGGGCCGUUGCAAACGAGACGGGUGCAUUCUUCUUCCUGAUAAAUGGGCCAGAAAUCAUGUCGAAGCUUGCCGGUGAGAGUGAGAGCAACCUCCGGAAGGCCUUCGAGGAGUCGGAGAAGAACGCACCCUCGAUUAUCUUCAUCGAUGAGAUUGACUCCAUCGCCCCAAAACGCGAGAAGACGCAUGGAGAGGUGGAAAGGCGUAUUGUGUCACAGCUGCUGACCCUCAUGGAUGGGCUCAAAUCCAGGGCCCACGUUGUGGUAAUAGGGGCCACGAACCGGCCCAACAGCAUCGACCCCGCCCUGCGGCGAUUCGGGCGAUUCGAUCGCGAGAUCGACAUUGGUGUCCCUGACGAGGUUGGUCGUCUGGAAGUGAUGCGCAUCCACACCAAGAACAUGAAACUGGACGAUGAGGUGGAUCUGGAGGCCGUGGCGUCUCAAACGCACGGCUACGUGGGGGCGGACCUGGCGGCCCUCUGCACAGAGGCUGCCCUGCAGUGCAUCCGCGAGAAGAUGGACGUGAUCGACUUGGAGGAUGACAGCAUCGACGCAGAGAUUCUCAACUCGAUGGCAGUAACACAGGAGCACUUCAAGACUGCACUCGGCAGCACUAACCCUUCAGCUCUGAGGGAGACCGUCGUGGAGGUGCCCAACAUCUCAUGGGAGGACAUCGGAGGACUGGAGGAUGUGAAGCGGGAGCUGCAGGAGAUCGUGCAGUACCCUGUGGAGCACCCAGAGAAGUUCGAGAAGUAUGGCAUGUCGCCAUCCAAGGGUGUGCUGUUCUAUGGCCCACCCGGAUGCGGGAAGACGCUGCUGGCAAAGGCCAUUGCCAAUGAGUGCCAGGCCAACUUCAUCAGCGUGAAAGGGCCAGAGAUGCUCACCAUGUGGUUCGGAGAGUCGGAGGCCAACGUACGUGAGAUCUUCGACAAGGCACGUCAGGCUGCACCAUGUGUCUUAUUCUUUGACGAGUUGGAUUCCAUAGCUGUGCAGCGGGGCAACUCUGCAGGGGAUGCCGGGGGCGCUGGUGACAGGGUGCUGAACCAGCUGCUCACAGAGAUGGAUGGCAUGACGUCCAAGAAGACAGUGUUCAUCAUAGGGGCGACCAACCGGCCAGAGAUCAUCGACCCUGCGCUCCUGCGCCCGGGCCGCCUGGACCAGCUCAUCUACAUCCCCCUGCCAGAUGCCGAGUCAAGGCGACAGAUCUUCAAGGCGGUGCUGCGCAAGUCGCCCGUGGCACCCGACGUGGACAUCGAGGCCCUUGUCAAGCACACCAACGACUUCAGCGGUGCGGACAUCACAGAGAUCUGCCAACGGGCCUGCAAGUAUGCCAUUCGCGAGAGCAUCGAGAAGGACAUAGAGCGCGAGCGGGCGAAGGCGAACGCCGGGGAGGGGGAUUCUAUGGAGGUGGAGGAGGUGGAUGACGUGCCCUUCAUCACCAGAGCCCACUUUGAGGAGGCGAUGAAGUUUGCCAGGCAGAGCGUCACGCAGACCCAAAAGCUGCAGUACGAGUCGUUCAAGGAGAGCAUGCGGCAAACACGGGGAUUUGGGGGAUUCCGGUUCACAGACAACCCUGUCCAGCCAGGGAACACGCAGCCCACCACGGACGGCGGCGCUUACGCGCAGGCAGACGACGACGACGCGGGUCUGUACGACUGA